AUGGCGGCGCCGAGCCCUUCGCUGGCCUCCCACUCCUUCUCUUCUCCCUCCCGGGAGUCGCCCUCGGGGCCGCUGCCGCCCCCGUCCCCGUCCUCUGGCGCGGCCUUCAAGUCGCCCCAGGACUCCAAGGCGAGCUCGCUGAGCCCCCCGCCUCCGGAGGCGUCCUUGCCCCUGGCGGUGUUUUAUGGGCCCCUGGACGCGAAGAACCCGCUGCUGGCCUCCUUUGAGAAAGAGAUCCGGGAGCUGCUGUGCUUCCUCCGGAGGAAAAAGGCCUUCACGACCGCCGGGGAGCAGAAGCACGAGCUGCUCAGGCGCUGUGCUACCACUUUGUUUAAUAUCUGGACCAAAUAUGCCCUCCGGUUGCCGACUGACUAUUACAACGAAAAGCUUCUGAAAGUUGGAGAUAGUCUUUGUGAAAUCAAAGAAUACAAAUUGGCCCUUUUACAGUGCUAUGGGAGAUAUCUUCAGCAGUUCAGCACUGACUUUGAUGAGAAUAAUGCAGAUGUGAACCAGUUUAAGGCUGUCUUUUUCCCAAAAGGCUAUGGAGACAAAACUGCUGCACACACAUUUCAUGCUUUAAAUGGCAAAAAUAUUUGCAGCUACCAGCUGAUCUGUGAUAGUGAUGUGAACCUGCAGAACAAAGACUCCCUGGCCCAUUGUCUUAGGAUCUUGUCCUCCUUCAGACUCCUAAUGCAAGUGGCUCUGCCGCAGGAGCAUCUUUGCUGGAUCAUUUUCAAUGGUACUAUUUAUAUUUAUACAAUUUGUAGAAAACUGAUGGUCUUAGGUCAGUCUGCCAAGGCUUUAGAAUAUCUACUGUGGGCCAGUAUCUGUAUGGAAUCCUCUGUCCCACUCCUGUCUGUCAGGUACUUGACAUGGAGAGCUACUCUUUACACUGCGGUCUGCCAGUGCUACUAUGAUUGUCAAGCCAGCAUUCAUGGAGAGACAUUUGCUCGUCGUGGUUUAGUUAAAAUUGAUGAGUUAAGGCAACUGGAAUUAAUGAGUUCCUCACAAUCCCAGGAAGAAUCCAGAAACUCUUAUAGAGAGGCUACAAUAAAGAUGGCGGUGAUGAUCUUCAAAAGAGGUGUAUUUGAAUCUAGAAAGAAAAACAAAAAUUACUUAAGACCAAGAAUAAGAAUUAACAUAAAGGAAACACAAGCUAUGCCAUGGCCAUGUACCACCACAGAACGUCUGUUGGAUGAGAUGUUUGACAGCAAUGCAUCUCGGUUUCUGGCUGUCUUGGAAGCCCUUUCUGAUUCAAAUAGGCGAAUUCUACAAGCUGGGCCAGCUGUUACAGAUGAAACAGAAACUCGGGAUGUUGUCACAGAGCUAUUUAUAGCAGGAAGAGCCCUUUUAAUAAUGUCAAAUAUUCGUAAAGAAGGAAUAUUUGAUUUUCCAUUGACACCGUUUUUGAAGCUAAUUGUAGGAGGGAAAAAUGUUAUUUCUCUGGAUGCAGCCAUGGCAUUUGUAAAAUUAGCUUUUACCUAUGAGGAAUGGAGUUUGUUUGAAUCUUUAGCUGGGAAGAUUCUUGAAUUUCUCCAGGGGCGGGAUGAGCCAGAGUCAAAGAAAGCAGAGAAGAAUUUAAUUUUACUCGUUGCAAUAGAGCCAUUAAUCAAUGUAAAGAAAAGCAAAGGUAUAGUCAUGCCUUUUGAAAACUACAAAGAAGGCCAUUUAGCUCAAGAUUUUGUAAAAAAAUUUGUUUUGCAUGAUACUUGUGUGAAGACUUAUGCAUAUUCAGAAGAUAUUUUCUAUUUGGCAGCGGUGUUGUUUUCCUGUCUCUAUAAUUGUCCGCAGGAUACUCAGCCUGAUAAGGAAAUUGUUGUGGACAUGAUAAUGUUUCUCUGGCAAAAAUGCAAAUUUGGAAUCCAACGGAUCAAUAUACCAAAAAAUGACUAUGCAAAAUUCGCCCAGAAAAUCAGUACUAAUAAAUGGGUUUAUCUUCUUUGGCAAAUCAGUGAAGUAAUUCAGUGCUACAGAACAGAAGACAUUGAUAUUGUGAUGAUGGCUGAGGUUACAUUACGGAUAAGUGAAAUAUUGGAGACUUUAGGCAACCCCAAAAGGAAGUUUAAAAAGUCUCUAGGCAUACCUGCUGAGAAAAGGAUAGAGGAAUUCCUUGGGACUCCAAAAGGGAGUUCAGAAAUUCUUCCAAUAUUUAAGAAAGAACCUAUAGAACAAUUAUUUUUGGCUUAUAAACUUCUUGACCAAACAAUUAAUGGAAUAAAUUUACAUUACAUGAUAACUAAUUUGCCCAAUGGAUUAUCAGUGAUUGACCACUGUUAUACUAAGUACCCCUGUGCUGGUGAUGGAGGCCUUUACAAACCAGUUACAACAAAUACUUUCAUUAUGGAUUUGCAUCUUGAACUAAUUCAAUCUCAGCAUCGAAUAGCCACUGUGCUUCUUUAUGAAUUGAAUGUUUUACAGACUCCAGAUGUUAGCAAAAAUAUACCUAACAAAGCUCCAGUGAAACUAAAACAAUCCAAAAGCCCUGAUUGUUUUACAGAAUUAACUGUAAUGAAUAAAAUAGGGAAGAAUAAGAUAUCCAGAGCAACUUUCUUAAUUCAAAAAGCUCUUUUAAUAUUUGAGAAAGAUGCAACCUGUCUAUAUUCAAAAGACUUUUUGAUGGAAGCAUAUUCUUUAAUUGAGAAGGCUGAAGCUGAACAAAAUGCCCUAUAUUUAGGUCAGAAACAUUUGGAAAGUUCAGAAAGGAAAAAGAGCAAAGUCCCUCCUCCACCUGUCCUGUUGUCCAGAACUCAUUGUUCUGUGACCUUGAAACCAGCUCCAUUUACUGCAGAUGUUAAGGUAUCUUGGUACACCAUUUUGGGUUGCAAAGCAGAAGGGAGCUUUGGGAAAGUCCGGUUAAACAAUAACCAUCUUCCAAACUCAGGAGAAGCGAUACCAGCUGAUGGUAAAACCGUUUUUGAGGUGAAAGAUUUAGAAACUAAUGAAAAAUAUGUAUUUGCAAUUGCUGCCUAUUCUUCCACUGGGAAGCUCAUUGGUAAUGCCAUUGGGGAGUCAACAAAACCAAUUUUGAUACAUCCACCUCUUUCCACUGUUACUGCUCGGAUGUACUUGACUCAGGCAGCCUACCAGAUUGGUGAAUAUGAGUUGGCUAAGAAAAUUUUUUCACCAGUUUGGGAUUAUUUUGUUGCUUCACCACCUCAGGAUGACCAAAUGAUUAUUUCUUUAAGCAAUAUAAUGACUGUUAAACAGAGAAGAUUACAUUCAGAUAUUUUGGCAGAGACAUCUUCAACCCUUUUAUACCUGUUUCUUAGAAAUAUUUUUGUAACAAGUGACAUUAAAAUUAAAGAAGAGCAUCUUUUCUGUGAUAAUAUUAAAGGCAAUGAGAUUUCUCCAUCUCAAAAUAUUGCCAGACUGGUUGAAUGUGAGAGAAUAUUAGUGGCUUUGGAACUUAGCAACUACCUAAAUGAUUCCAGUUUUGCCCUUCAAGCGGUGACUCAGUGUUAUGGCCUCCUGGCUCCAAUGAUCUUUCACAAUAUUGUUCUGGUCCCAGUUGUUCAGAUCUUGAUAAAGUGUUUGGCAGUUUUGCAAGUACUUCCAAAUGUCCUGCACUCAAGAAAAAAUGCUGCAACUUUUGAAAGUUCACAGCACAUGAUAGCUUGUUGUGUCUACUACUUAACAAAGAUUCUACGCUCGUGGAGGGAAUAUGACCUCGCAGUAAUGAUUAUAAAUUAUGGAAGACGGAUGUUGGACGUCACACCAGGAUGCAAAUCUUUAUUUGGUUUUAGUGAUCGAGAAGAAGUCACAGAGGAGGUAACUUCUAAGAAGAUUUUGAUUGGCAAGCCCAAGAAGUUACAGCAGCCAUUAAUACCUGAAAAGAUAAAUGAACAGUUGGUCAUGUUAGAGACUCACCUACUUAGACUGAUGAAACAAGUUUCUAUACCUGAACUCUCUGGAGCAGAGGACCCGAUAUUUCUUUACCCUAUAGUUUUUAAUUGGCCAGCUAAAGGUGCUAUAAAAGAAGUCCUGAAAUUUAAGCAUAGACCCAGAUUCCUGGAAUUCUUUACACAAGUUAUGCUAAAAUGCCUGAAUGAUGAAAAAUUUCACCUUGUGCUGGAAAUAACAAAUCCAGUUAUUGACUUCUUGAGAAGGAGGCAUGAAUCCUUAACUGGAAUGAGAAGAACCAGAAAUAAGGACAAUAUGGGUAAAAAGGGGCAGAAACUUGGGAAGAAGUAUAAAGCUGUAAUAAUGGAAAUUGGAAGAACAGAUCUGAUUACAAGAAAAAGAAAUAAGAAAAGGGAAACGCUAAGGGAAUUUCUUUCCAGAAAUCCAAAUAUAUAUGAAAUGAUGGAACAGGAAAGAAAUAAAAGAUCUGAUGUUAGAAAAGCAGCACAAAAGUUCCUGUUGUAUAGCUUGAGUCCUUUAGUAAUUAAUUAUAUUAAGAAAAAGAAGUUACAUCACAUAUACAUUGAGGAACUUCCCUGGAGAUCCCUGAUGAACCUGUAUCUGGCAAUUGCCUACUUCAACUUGUUUUUGACAAAACUGGUGGACCGGAUAAAGGGAAAAUGUAGCACUUUACAUACAAUGGUCAGUUUCCGAUCCUGUGAUCCUAGUAUGUUCUCAUUAUAUAAUUCAGGAACAUUACUACCAACAAAAAAAUUGUCUUUGGAAUACUAUAAAAUGAUGUUUGAUUUUCUUCUUACAUCUAGAAAAAGAAAGGCCAAUGCACCAUCAGAUGCAGAUGAACUUUCAGCAUUUAUUAGUGCCAAAUUGAUUGAGGAAAGUACUGGCAAGAAACAAAGCCUUCAAUACACUGACUCACAAAUGGGCUUGGCUUUAAAGGAAAAGGACAGAAGCAAUUUGAGUAUACUGGAUAACUUUACAAAAGUCUUUUUAUUUUGCAGGAGAGCAAUGGUUCUUGCUCAUCGAGGUGGUUACUGGACACUGCUUCAGAACUGCUGCCGGGCCCUUUGGAACUUUACUCAGGAGCUACAAAUACUUCAUAAACAGAACAUGGAUAUGUCUAAAACAUUUCCUGUUAGCAAUGAUGGUUUUCUCUGUACCAUUGUUUUGCCUUUCUAUUUGGGAGCAGAAUUGCUUCUUGACAUGUUACUAGAAUUACAGAAUAUCAAUGCUAUUAAGGUUAUGGAAGAUAAAGGAGAGUUCAGUGUUCCCAGCUGCUAUGGAAAUAUUAAGACUGAUAAUGGUGGUUUUAGCCUUACAUUUGAGCAACCUCUGGAUAAUGUGAAUAUGGUUGAUUUGAAAUGGAUCCAUGACUUUGUAUUAAAAUCUUUGGAACUCUUGUAUCAAGUAGAAAAAUGGGAAGCACUAGUAUCACUUGCCAUUCAAUUCAAUGCAAUUUCACAUGAGAGGUAUUUAGAACAAGUGACACCACUCUUGGUCUAUGCACAGCGCCAGCUUCUCGUAAGAAUAAGCUUGUCCAAGGAAAUAGAUAUUACCCAGCAAGCUUGUGCAAGAUAUGAAGCUGAGCAUGGAGAGAAGAUAACCUACAAGAAUUUCAUUGGGAAACAACUUAAGAUUAGACCUACAAUCAAAAAAGUGUCAUUGACAAGAUCCAGUGCAGAAGUUCCACACAGUUUUAUUUCUUCAGAAAACAACCUGGCCAAGGAUCUUGUCUGUGUGCCUGUGGAUGUGACAGACACUUUGAGAUGUUUUCGAGAAACCUUGGAAAAAUCCAAAUAUCAUAACAGAUGUAUCCGACACAGCAGAAAGUUGCUUUCAUUGUUUCUUGCACAGUUACAAGGUACAAAAGGAAGAACAAGUUCUCCCAAGGUAGGCACUGGAAAGGUGGAAUUCUGCCUGCAGACAGAAGAGAUGUACAUGCCAACGCCCCCGGACCUCUCUCAAGAACACUUCAGAAUUUUCAGUUCCGUGGAGAAAAGCAGACUUCCCCUUUCCCAGCUUGGGCUUGUGAUUUCUUCUUAUUAUAAAACUGUAGAUGUUCUUGGAACUAGCAAUCAAAGGAGUCUUAAAGUUCAGGCAUUGCAUGAACUUGGAAAUCUUCUCAUCUUUGCUGAAAAGAAAAGGGCUGCUUUAAAAUGUUGGUCUCAAGCUCUCGAUGACCUAUUCCAAAAACAAGAUGUGCUACACUCAUGGAAGGAGUUUGGUACUUCACACACUAGUGUCACCAGUAGCUGUUCCCCUCCACAGUUAAAGGACUACAGUGAAGAAUUUCUGUCAAAAAUGGACAUUUGGGGAUGUUUGCAAGGAGCAGUCAUAUCUGCAAAGAUAGCACAAUUUAUUCAGACAUUGGAUGUGAGUAAAAGAAUCAACUGCUGCAUUUUGUCUGCAUUACUCUUUCAGGGUUUGCUUAGAACCACACUUCCGCACCCCAAAGCCGAACGUUGCUAUGCUCUGUAUGAAGUCACUCAGCUUCUUCCAGGCAUUGAGCUUUUCUCAGACAGAUACAGGGCUGAUAUUUGCACUGUGAUCACAAGUCUCUAUUAUGUAAUCCGUGAACUGCACUUUGCUAAGCAUGACCUCAUAAUUCUGCCUCUUCUUGCAUUGUACCAGUAUUUUGUUUCUGGAAUUUGUCAAGACUUAGUCAGAAACCUAGAAGCAAGAAUCCUCAAGAUAGAAGUCCUUAUAGAUCUAAGGUUCUUUUCUGAAGCCUUUGCUGAGAUGAUACAUAUUUUUAAUGGAAAAAACAUGCCUUCCUCUAUACCUGCUGGAUAUAAAUCCUUCGGAAAAGUGAAGAUAUUUCAAUCAUUUGAUGCAGGAAAGCCUCUUUAUUAUAAAGAAAAUAUUCAGGCACUGGAGGAAUUAAUAAGUAAAGGCACGCCUCCAAUUUUGACUACGGUUGGCCAACAACAUCUCUUAAAUAAAUAUUCUUUUGUUAAAGCAUACUUUUUAAUAAAUGUGGCUGCAAUGAUAAACUGUAUCCCAGAGAAUAUAACAAAAUCUUCAUUGAGUUAUGAGAAGCACAAAAUAAACAUACUGAACUUUAAAGAGCAAAUUUUAAAAGAAGAAGGAAGUUCAGCUUUACAACUUACAAAACCAAAAGAUGAUUUGCUUCUUUGCACAAUAAAGUCAGUCUUACUGGCUGAGGCUGAAGAUAGGCUGAACAGCCUUUUGGUGGAGUUGGAUCAUUCUGCUCACAGAAGCCUCUCCCAGUACUCUGCAGGAGAUUUGGAGACUGUGGUGGAGGUCCAGCUUCAGUUGGCUGAUAUUGCCUUGCAGAGACACCGCGCAGCCUACAGUUCUGCAAUAGUAUUUUCCAUUCUUAGACUUCUUCAGGAUUCAAAACUUUUUAAGAAGAAAGUAUCAAUGGAAAGGAGAGAAAGUUCCAUCUCUACAUCAACUGUUGCAACUGAACAGAAAGAUGAUGAAUUUUUAGAUCCUAUUUCCCUACAUGCUCGAGAGUAUUUCAACAUUCACCUGUGGCUAAGGUGCUGCUUGGCCUUGGUGACUGCAUUUGUGGCACAAGUUCGUGGCAUUGGAAUAGUAACAGAAAAUGAUUUGACUGAUGUGGAUAGUCUCAUCAAUGAUGCGUUAAUGGAGGCCAAGAAUUCAAAUGACAAGGAGCUACAGGCUGAAUUCUUGAUGCAAGCUGUAAUCAUUGGUCUUCAAGAGAAGCAUUUAAAGUCAGAGAUCAUAACUAAACUGCAGGAUAUAAUGCAAUUGCUUCAAGGAAAUGUGUUUAUUUCUCCUCGAUCUCACUUAACCUUGGCGAGAAGCAUGCUAUUGAUGGAUGACCUAACAAAAGCUGAGAAAUUCCGCGAUAAUGCCUCUUUGAAAACAGACAAGCUUCAUUCAUUAGUGCAGUGCCAUGACAUUCUCAUUAAACAGUUGUUAACUUUGGGAGAAAUGAUUGAAUUUCCUGCAUCAAAUACUGACUAUGCAAGUCCUAUACAACCACUAAAGAAUAUCUAUCUUCCACAUAUCAUGUUAUUAGCCAAAACAAAAAUGAGAAUUGGACAUUCCAUGGCCAAACAAUGUCAAAAUAGUAGAAUGAAAGACUCCUCUAGGUGGUUACCUUCUCUUCAUAUUCUUCAGACAGCCCUGAAACUCUGUAGGAUAUCGGGGACAGAAGAACAUGAGGUGGAAGCUGAAAUCCUUUUUCAGAAAGGCAAAAUAGAACGUCAGAUGUUUAUGGAAGAGAGAUCUUCAACUUCAAAAUUUGAGAGUUUAUUUGAAGCUAUACAGCUAAGUUUGAAAAAUGAUCAAAACUCAGGGUUGAUAAGAGACUCCUACCUAGAGAUGGCCAUAUUGUUUCUGCACUUAAUGAAGUCAAAGAGCAAGCUCUCAGUGUCGCCACUACCAUCUGUGGUUCCUGUCAGAAGGCACAGUUCUCUGAAAGAUCAACUAGGAAAUAGAGUAGAAAUGUACAGUUCAUUGGCCUGGAUUGCAAUAAGAGCCGCCACACAGGUGAGUGAAGCUGUGCUGGCAGUUAACCUACAUUUUGGAAAGAAGAAUGCUAGAAUUGAUAAAGCUAAUCAAGACACAUUACCAACUAUUCCAGAAUUUGCCACUAUGGAUCUUUUCUCAUCCUACACAGAUUAUUUACUUGGCAGCCACCAUGUAGUCUUCCAGACUGGAGGUAACCAAAGUGUUUUCUACCAAAGUGACGAUUCCAGUGAGAACACAGAUGCUACAAAAAAGACUGAGCCCAAAGUGGAUGUUACCUGGAUUCUUUUGUUGCGCUACUAUAUUCACCUGCAGAGAACUAAUAAUAUGAGCAAACUUCUAGCCUCUCUAAAGUCAGAAACUGGGAAUUCUGUGCAGGUGGACAGCCUCUUCACGUCCCUUUUCAACUCUGCAUUGAUUUUGCGCCAAAAAGAAAUGCACUUUUUCCUCAAAAAAUUCUUACAGCUGUAUUCUACAUGUUGCAUUGAUGAAUUUCCAAAAGAAUUAGUUCAAGAAUGGGAAAAUUUACCUUCAGAUAAAAGCUUAUCUGAUUCAUCAGGCAAGGUAGUUUAUGAACCUUCUGUGUCUACCGUUGUAUCACUCAGGAUCAUUUCUAGCCCAGUUGAUAAAACAGUGUUAUCAACAGACAUGGCAACACAAGCUCUAAACAAAGAACUUUGCUUUCAGUGGUACAUUCCUCCACUGGAAAAACCUCCAAGGGAUACAGAACCUAUGGUGCUGUUGUUGUAUGCAUAUAAUCUAAAGCCCAUGAAGAUUUCAGAUGUGAAAUAUUCCACUUACAGCAAUGCAUUUGUUGGUUCUCUCUGGAUUCCACUGAACAGAGUUAUUUCAGUUCAUGAGAAACUAUCUAAUCUUGCACAAAUUGCUGAAAUUUCAUUGCCAGCAAGUUCUGAAAUUAUGUCAGAUGAAAAUAAAUCUGAAAAAGUAAUGGAUGUGAAACCAAUUGAUAAAGAUAUAGAAUUCAUGGUUCUUGAAUGUUGCAAUAAUAUUUUAAGUCUUCUUUUGAGUGAAAAAGACAUAUCACCACUUUUCAAGGUCCCGUUUGACAUCUCGCUACAAUCUAUAUUGGAUCUUGAGAGACUUUUUGAUCUUGCUAACGGCUGUGUCUUAUCAGGAGGAAGCCUCUUCCAAUGGAUAGUAUCCCUUAUUACCUGA
Suncus etruscus (white-toothed pygmy shrew) is the source of this 9498-nucleotide messenger RNA. It is a transcript of the gene CFAP54, whose product is annotated as cilia and flagella associated protein 54. The record is from RefSeq and is a predicted model, not a curated record. The coding region runs from base 1 to 9498 and encodes 3165 amino acids. Gene Ontology annotation, biological process: cilium assembly. Lineage: Eukaryota; Metazoa; Chordata; Mammalia; Eulipotyphla; Soricidae. The transcript is spliced from 68 exons.